UCUGCUCCUAAGCCUGGAAAGGAAGUUCAGUCUAGUUCCAAGUUGGGCUGAGUGUCUGACAUUCGCCGCCGGAGGAAGGAGCAAGACCUCCUAAUCUGCGGCAAUGCCACGCGUCCGACCCGGCUCGUCCUCCAGCACCGUCUCCUCACGCGCCAACCAGCUGCUAAACAAACUCAAGGAUCAUCUGGGCUCUGGGACGCUCCAGCCGGAGCGCGCACACCAACUGUUCGACAAAUUGCUGCGCCAAACCGUUCCGGUAUCAGCGUUCGCACUCAAUGGCUUAUUUGCCGCCCUCGCGCGUGCGCUGCCCUCCGCUGCCUGCACCGACGGCCCUGCUCUAGCCAUUGCUCUCUUCAACCGCAUGGCUCGAGAGGGCCGCCGGGUGAUAGAGCCCAACAUUUACACCUACAACAUACUAAUUGACUGCUGCUGCCGCUCGCGCCACCCUGACCUAGGUCCCGCCUUCUUCGGCUUCCUCCUCAAGACAGGCAUCAAGGCGGACAUCAUCACCUUCAACAGCCUAUUGAAGUGCCUCUGUGACAUGAUGCAGAUGGAGGAGGCCCUCAACAUGCUGCUCUACAGGAUGCCUGAGCUGCCUGAUAGCAUCUCCUACUCAAUAAUUAUUAAGAGCUUAUGUGACAAUGGGAGGAGCCAAUGUGCACUUGACCUGCUCCGGAUGAAGGCCAAAAAGGGAGCUGACCACUACCCUGGAUUGGUGGCAUACAACAGGGUAAUCAAUGGCUUAAUUAAGGAGGGUGAACUAAGCAAAGCAUGCUCUCUAUUCCAUGAAAUGAUGCAGCAGGGGGUCGUGCCUAAUGUGGUGACGUAUAGCUCCAUUAUCGAUGCAUUGUGCAAAGCAGGAGCAAUGGACAAGGCAGAGGUGGCCCUUCGACAAAUGGUUGGUAAUGGUGUUCGACCGGAUAUUUUUACAUAUACUAGCCUGAUCCAUGGAUAUUCCAUUUCAGGCCAGUUUGAAGAGGUCGUUAGGUUGUUGGAAAAAUUGAGAAGUCAAGGUGUCAAACCAACUGUUUUUACUUGCAACACAGUCAUGGACUACCUUUGCAAGCAUGGAAAAAUCAAAGAAGCUGCAGAAUUUUUUUAUUCCAUGCCUGAGAAGGGCCAUAAACCUAAUAUAGUGUCAUACUCUAUUAUGCUUUAUGGGUACGCUAAAGAAGGAUCCCUUGUUGAAAUGACUGAUCUCUGUGAGCUGAUGGCAAGAGACGGUAUUGUACCCGAUCUCCAUUGUUUAAACAUACUGAUUAAUGCAUAUGCUAAGUGUGGAAUGAUGGAUGUAGCUAUGCUUUUCUUCAAAGACAUGUUGAAGCAGGGAGUGAACCCUGAUGAAGUCACAUAUUUAGCUGUGAUAACCGGGUAUUGCAGAGUGGGCAUGAUGGAUGAUGCUAUGGAAAAAUUCAAUGAGAUGAUCGAUAUGGGAGUACCACAUAACUCAACUGUUUACAGGUGCAUGAUUCAGGGUUACUUAAAUCAUGGUGAUUUCUUGAAAGCAAAGGUAUUGACUACUGAAAUGAAGACCAAGGGUAUCCAUCCUAGACCACGGAAAAGCCAAAGAAUUGAUUCAGGGUACCUCAUGACACAACUAUUUACAGGUGCAUGAUCCAGGGCUAUUUUCGUCAUGGUGAUUCAAAGAAUUGGUUACCGAAAUGAAGAACAAGAAUAUUGGUCAUAGGCUGCAGAGGGGUAAUGGUAAUGGAAGGAUACAUUAUCUUUGACUUGGUUAAACCCACUGGUGAGAGGCCUGAUGCUAUUACAUUUACUUCAGUUACCAGUGGAUAUUUCCUAGUUGCCAAGAUGGAAGAAGCUUUCAGAAUACCUAAUGCUAUGGUACCGGUUGGUGUGAGGCCUAGUUUAAUUAUGCAGCACUUCUCGGUGGCUGUUGCAAAAAUGGAAGAAUCGAUGCUGGGCAAAAGUGUUAGCCUGUAUCUUACAAUUUAUGUUUCUGGCAUCAUAUUGGAUGGAGAACUUUGUUGCAUUAUUUCAAUUAUUGUCGCAGCAAAAACUUCUUACUGUUUCAUGUGUUAC
Molecule: messenger RNA, 2040 nt
Organism: Triticum dicoccoides
Lineage: Eukaryota; Viridiplantae; Streptophyta; Magnoliopsida; Poales; Poaceae
Product: protein Rf1, mitochondrial-like
Exons: 1
Coding region: 104-1615 (503 amino acids)
Molecular function (GO): protein binding
Source: RefSeq, a predicted model, not a curated record